AGCUGUCGCUUGGGACGGUCAACAAGGAAAAACCCAUCAACAACCAACAUGAACACACUACUCCACCAGCAGAAACCAUCGACCACCACCACGUCUGCUCAUCAGCAGCCAGGUGAGGGUACUACCAUCAGCCAUUCACACAGGGGGAAGACUCUGUCGGUCUCGUCAAUCACCUCCGAGUCCGAAGCAGAAAAACUCAGAGUCUUAGCCGAGACCAAGAACUUCCUCAAGGAUCGUGAUACGCUUAUCACUGUCAUCGAGCAAUCUGACCAACUGAUCGAUAGAUUAAAUCAAUUCGCUCAAGCUCACUGGUCAUUGGUCCACCCUCAACUCCUUAACCAACCGACCAACGGCAUCGAACAGAACUCUCCACAAUCAACUGCCAAUGCUCUCAACAUCCUCUGUCUCGACAACCUCUCCGUCCCCCACCGCCGAACCUCAGGUGGCGGUCCUGGGGGGUUCAAGGAUAUCGAUUCGUCCCUCUUGACCAACCAUCAGUCAUUGGCAUCAUCCAUGCUCUGUUCCCGUCUUCAAUCAGUCCAAACCCAUCUGGCCGACCUGCGAACCAGAGUCCUUGACCGUAACUCUCGGAUUCUUGUCACCGGUGACCUGAACGCUGGAAAAUCCACCUUCGUCAACGCACUCCUGGCCCGUGAGGUUGCGCCGACUGACCAGCAACCUUGCACCGAGGUCAUGUGCGAGAUCCUUGACAAGUCGCACAUCAACUCUCCACUUGAACAGAUCCAUGCUAUUCCUCAUGGCUCGGUUUAUGACAUCGAAAACCCAAAGACCUAUGUGAUCUUCCCCAUCGACAAACUCCAAGAGCUUGUCAACGUUGGAAAUGAGGAUAGUGAGGACAGCGGUGAAGACGAGAACCGUUCGAGUCCCUAUCAGCUCCUCAAAGUUUACAUCUCUGGCCCCGACACCCGUAAAGCUCAAUCAGAGGAAGGCUUGAAUGCCACCAAUGCGGUAUCUUUGUUACGACAGGGGGAUGUAUCAGUCUCCUUUAUUGAUUCCCCCGGUUUGAAUCGCGAUACACUCUCCACAAUGGAGUUGUUUUCCAAGCAGUCCACCAUUGAUGUUGUGGUCUUCGUUGUCAGUGCCGAGAAUCAGUUCACACUCUCAGCUCAAGAGUUCUUAUGGGCGGCCAGCCAAGAGAAGGCCUACGUCUUCGUCGUUGUCAACAAGUGGGGAGGGAUCCGAGACAAGGUCAAAGCUGAACGAAGGAUCAGGGAACAACUUCGUAAACUCAGUCCGGCUACUUGGCAGGAACGAACUGAACUGGUCCAUUUCGUCGACUCCCAAGAUGCCAUCUUGAAUACCCAAUCAAAGGCGCCAUCCGGUGAACAAGGAAUUACAGCUGAAAUCGAGCCGUUUGAUCACUUGCAACGCUCGCUCUCCUCAUUCGUCUUCCUUCGUCGCUCAAUCUCUAAGCUUCAACCUGCGCAGACUUAUACUCGCAACCUCCUGCAAGACCUCCAGAUGGUAACCGCAACUAACAUGGAAGCUGCCAAGAACUUUUACGAGGAAGCUCAGGCGAAGCUUGAAAAGGUCUUACCUCGUUUCAAUAAAUUGUCUGCAAAUUCUCAUCUAGUAGACGAGACUAUUGGCCAGAUCGAGGAGAACACCGUUUCACUUGUUUACAAAAACAGUCGAAAAAUUCUUGCUAGUGCCCUAAGGAAUAUCCGCGAAGGCAAACCUGCUCAGCACGUACCGACUCAGCCCAACUCACCAGAGCCGUACUUUCCAGUCUAUGAUGGUCUGCUGUCCAUCUUUCACUACGCAGAGGAGGUGCGAAAAGUGCUGAUAAGCUCAUUAGAGGAGAGUGUUAAGCUCGCCGAAAACGUCGCCCGAAAGUCGACCUCUAAUGCAGUGGAAGCCAUUCAAGAAAAUUCAGUGACCAAGAACCUGUUGGAAGAUGACGAGCAAAAUGAACGCACAGCCGAGCGCAAAUUCAACCCUCAAGCGAUGUUUUCAAAGACGAGAAAGUUCCCACUGACUACAAGUCCUACCCAACGGGGCCCAUACGGACAUUGUGCCAGUACCUUAGGGAUUGCCACUGUGGCUGAUUUAGUAGACUUCGAUAGACUCAACUGGUUCAAGUCUUCAUCCUCUUCCAAAUCCAUCGAAAAGUAUCUCAACAGUAGCAGUGGAACUGCUACCGGUCUCGUCGGCUCCCUCGGCUUAGGCACGUUGACUCUCUUUGGAACCGGUGUGUCCAGUGGAAGAGUCUUCGUCGAUGCGCUCGUCAAACUCUCUGAAUUGGCUGGGACUAAAGGGUUCAGAAAAUGGACCGGGACCAUCGUUGCUGUCAUUUCUGUUGGGUUUGGGGUUUAUCUAAUUAUGGAUAUCCCUCGAGCGAUCCCACGAAACAUUGGGAAGAAAUUGGAACGUGAAUUAAACGAGAUGAUUCAUUCAUCGAGCACCUCAAGCAUCCAACGCGGGGUAAGAAAGGGAGAGGUAGCAGGGGUUUCGGAUGAACAUCCCGAGUUGCGAGAGAUACGUUGGAUGGAUUACGAGUUAGAUCGAAUGGCUAAGGAGACCCGGAAAGUCGUCCGUCUCACUGGGUUCGACCUUCGUGAAAAAUUCAGAUCUUGUUUCGAGAAAAUCUCGGCCCAAACUUCGCAAGCUCAAGUCGACCUCGAACAUGCUAUGGAUGUUCAGGCUUGGCUCGCUCAGUUCGAGGCUGACCUUUCUUCCUCUCUCGAUACCUGUCUUUCCGUCGGAUCCACUGAUUUGCGUUCCCCGGAUCAUUUCCUGGGAUCUGCUCCUUCUACUACUUCUUGAUCCCGUCUACCUCUGUCUCCUUCGCCCUCACCCUCCACAUUAGAUUUGUUUCUCUUUUUGUAUUUUUUUUUACUUUGUCUACUGCUUUUUUCCCUUCACUCGAAUACACAUCAUUAACCAAAAAAAAAACGUAUAUAGAUCUCAGAUAUCAUUCCAGUUUGUCUGUUUUAGUCAUAUACAUACAUUUAAUGUCUACAUCAUGAUCUUCCUAAUCAAUCAUACCUUAUACAACAUCAUUUUUUCCCCUUUUUUUUCUGUAAAUUUGCAUCAUUCACACACUCCUUACUCUGAUUGUUUCUGAUUGUUUAUAUAUCAUGUUUCAUAUCUUUAUUUUCUUUAGGUUUUGCUCUUUUUUCUGGCAAAACAUGACUGCAUGCACACAAAAAAGUCAAGUAUGGUGUUAUUUGUGGCUGCAAAUGAUUCUUUUGUUACAUCAAAGGGUUUCUGGAGAUCUGAUAAAUACAUCAUUCAUUUUUGUUUUUGCGGUUUGGUUAUUGGAAAUGAAAAACAAAAAACCUAGGUUAGAUUGAUGCUUCAAUACA
Molecule: messenger RNA, 3329 nt
Organism: Puccinia graminis f. sp. tritici CRL 75-36-700-3
Lineage: Eukaryota; Fungi; Basidiomycota; Pucciniomycetes; Pucciniales; Pucciniaceae
Exons: 3
Coding region: 49-2787 (912 amino acids)
Biological process (GO): mitochondrial fusion
Cellular component (GO): mitochondrial outer membrane
Molecular function (GO): GTPase activity; GTP binding
Source: RefSeq, a predicted model, not a curated record